Notolabrus celidotus (New Zealand spotty) is the source of this 2500-nucleotide messenger RNA. Its product is annotated as arf-GAP with dual PH domain-containing protein 1-like. Gene Ontology annotation, cellular component: intracellular membrane-bounded organelle; plasma membrane. The transcript has 11 exons. Gene Ontology annotation, biological process: positive regulation of GTPase activity. The record is from RefSeq and is a predicted model, not a curated record. Gene Ontology annotation, molecular function: GTPase activator activity; phosphatidylinositol bisphosphate binding. NCBI's taxonomy places the organism in Eukaryota, Metazoa, Chordata, Actinopteri, Labriformes, Labridae. The coding region runs from base 212 to 1342 and encodes 376 amino acids.
GAGAGAGAGAGAGAGAGAGGUGUAUUCUCGGCUCAGAUCGUUCAUUCUCGGCCAGCCUGUUCUCCUGGAGGUGUUCCCUCUCUGCCUCAGACUGGAUGUGACAGGUGAUCAGGAGUCUGUCUGUCUGUGCGUCAGUCUGCUGGGCUCGAGCCGCGGAUGUUCUGGGGCAGGCUUCUUCCCUCCUCGGUGAGACUGGACGGAUAAUCUCACCAUGGCGCAGGAACCGGAGGGGAAUAACCGGCUCCUGCAAGACGUGCUGACGAGACCGGGCAACGAAACGUGUGCGGACUGCGGCAACCCAGAGCCGGACUGGGCAUCGCUGACUUUAGGUGUGUUCGUUUGCCAGGCCUGCUCACUCCUUCACCGGAGCAUUCCCCACAUCAGCCGAGUCAAGUCUAUUCAGGAAACAUGGGAUGCCAGUGAUGUAGAGUUAGUGGCUGCUCUCGGCAACACCGCUGCCAAAGCCAAAUAUGAGCAGAAGGUCCCUGCUUUCUACUACAGACCAACACACACAGACUGCAAGCUGCUGAGAGAGCAAUGGAUCAGAGCCAAGUACGAGAGGAAUGAGUUUGAGUUUAUCGAGAAACAGGAGCCUUACUCUGCAGGAUACAGAGAGGGGUUUCUAUGGAAACGAGGAAGAGACAAUGGUCAGUUUCUCAGCCGAAAGUUCAUCCUAUCUGAGAGAGAGGGAGCGCUGAAAUACUUCAAUAAGCAGGAUGCAAGGGAUCCAAAAGCAGUGAUGAAGAUUGAAACCCUCAAUGCCACUUUCCAACCAGCCAAGAUUGGCAACCCCUGUGGUCUGCAAAUCACCUAUCUGAAAGACAACAGCACAAGGAACAUAUUUGUCUACCACAGCGAUGCUAAGGAAAUGGUUGACUGGUUCAAUUCUAUCAGAGCAGCCAGGUUCCACUACUUACAGGUGGCAUUCCCUGGAGCAAGUGAUGAGGAGCUGGUGCCCAAACUGACUCGGAACUUCAUGAAGGAAGGCUUCAUGGAGAAAACGGGGCCAAAGCACACAGAGGGCUUCAAGAAGAGGUGGUUCACUAUGGAUGACAGAAGACUUAUGUAUUUUAAAGAUCCUCUGGAUGCCUAUGCACGUGGUGAGGUGUUCAUUGGCAGUAAGGAGAACAGCUACACUGUGUUGUCAGGCUUGCCCCCAUCUACACAGGGCUGCCAUUGGAACCACGGCAUCACCAUCGUCACGCCUGAUAGGAAAUUUCUGUUUGCUUGCGAGACAGAAGCUGAGCAACGGGAUUGGAUAUCUGCCUUUCAGAGGGUCAUUAAUCGACCAAUGAGGCCCCAGGAAUAUGCAGUGGAGGCCCAUUUCAAACACAAGCCUUGAAGUCUUCAGUCGGCCCCAACUCAGCUGGUCCGGCCCAGUCUCAUUCAGAACAGAGCCAAUCCCAACAUGUGACAGCAGAUGAAGGCAGGAGGUGGAAGGGUGGGGUUGAUGUACAGGACAAAGGCUUUGGGAUGAGCUGAGAUGAGUGAAGAUGAUGAUGAAAAAAGGAUUAAGACAAGGAAGGACACAGGUCUAUCUGUGUAUAGAAAACUUAAACUUGAAACUAAGACUUUGGGCCAGCCGUGAGACAAAACACUGAUCAGAGGCCAAAGGGCAGAUGAUGUCAUUACUACUGCGCCUACCAACCUUGUGCUAUACAUUAUCAUACUUCUUUUCUUCCAUGUGCCAUGUAGACCUUUUCCCUGCAACAACCCCACCCUCACUCCAUCCCGCUGCCCUACCUGUAACUGCUACCUGUAACCUGAUGUAAUUAUGUAAUCUAGAGUCAUUUCACUGGUUGCUGAACAAAGACAAUGCAAUGUUAAUUUAUUGAAUGUACAGUUUUGAUGACAGUGGCUUACUGUGUGUGUGGACUUGUGAUGUUUUUGUUGAGGACGCUGUGAGGUUGACCCUCUGGCACUGAAACCCUGUUAAACCUGAACCUACAAAGUGCAGUUAACAACAAAUAUGCAUAAAAACAGACAACUCUCAGUGAUUACCGCCGCUGUUAACGUAGCCCGAGGUGGCUAAUCUGCAUCCAGACAGGGUCUUUUUAAAACCUCAUUUAGACAGCUGUCCCUUAUUUAUUUGUACUGUUGAACAUACUGAGUCUUAGACGACGGAUUCAGUUGCUGAUUCAAAGGAUUGUAAUGUGAUAGAUUGUAAGUUGUAUAACACAUCUACAGCUGUUUGGUUUUUCUUUUGCAUCUUGUUUAAAAGACACAUCGUUGUGUUUACCCUUAAACUGCAGUUAUGGGUUGUUUCAUUAUGAAAACACAACUUAAAAUGAAUACAGAUUAACUUAAAAACCUGUAGUAUUGUUUGGUUUGUGCUUGGUGUAGAAGACAAGCAAUCUGUGUCAUCUUUAGGACCAUGUGCCAUUUCAAUAUGAUCUUUUUCAAGUCAAGGAUCAAAGGAUCGUUCUGGUUUACUACUAUCUUUGGCUUAUUGCUGGACUUUAUGUCAUUCUGAUCAGUAAUAAUAAACAGUUUGUUUGAA